This is a messenger RNA of Rotaria socialis, 591 nucleotides long. NCBI's taxonomy places the organism in Eukaryota, Metazoa, Rotifera, Eurotatoria, Philodinida, Philodinidae. The record is from the annotation of a GenBank genome assembly.
AUGAACAAUUAUAAUGAUAAUAGAGAUUUAAGCUCAUUGCAACUUGAAGAAUUAGAAUCAGUAGUUGGCAUCAAUGAAAAUCAAUCGAAUAAUGAAAGGUCUUUCCCCGAAUGUUUCUGGAUAAAUCAAAAUAUUAAAAAUAAAACAACGAUUUAUAACGAAUCACUGCCUGCUAUGUACACGUUAUCCGUAAUUAACAACCAAGACUAUUCAUUAUUCAAUAAUAUCAUUCAAUCUUAUGAAGAUUCUCAUGAACGUUCAUUUAAUCCUAGAGAUUGGUUAAUUGCAGAUUCACUUUCAAGAAGACUACGAGCUCCACGGCAAAACGAAUUUCUCUACCGUCUUUUAGAACAUCCAUGUUAUGCAUCUUGUCUAACGUGGUUAAAUAGAAAUGAAGGUUUAUUUAAAAUUCAUGAUCCUGAACGUGUAGCGACACUUUGGUCACGAGUUAAAAAUCGAAGAACAAAUGGAGUUAUGACUUACGAUAAAUUCGCACGUGCAUUAAGAUUUUAUUAUAAAUCAGGAUCAAUGAUAAAAACACAUAAAAAACAUACAUUCCGUUUUAGACUACCUCUACAUAGUGCCUGUUAA